Poeciliopsis prolifica (blackstripe livebearer) is the source of this 2015-nucleotide messenger RNA. RefSeq lists its product as uncharacterized. Gene Ontology annotation, biological process: negative regulation of BMP signaling pathway. The record is from RefSeq and is a predicted model, not a curated record. The transcript has 3 exons. Gene Ontology annotation, cellular component: AMPA glutamate receptor complex. The coding region runs from base 253 to 921 and encodes 222 amino acids. NCBI's taxonomy places the organism in Eukaryota, Metazoa, Chordata, Actinopteri, Cyprinodontiformes, Poeciliidae. Gene Ontology annotation, molecular function: protein binding.
UUUUACUGAAUUAAAGAAGGGGAGGGACUUGCUGCGAAACUUUCCCAACUCUUCACUUCUUCCGGACAUUUUUGCAGAAACCCUGGAGCACAGAGGGAAGAUGCACGGGUUUGUUAAACAUGUGAAGUAAUGUAAACUAACUUUGGGUGAUUUCUUUCUUUUCCUACCAAAGCCCACUUGAGUAGGUUUGAUAUUUCUUUUCUUCAGCCAAGUUUUCCGUUUUGGAGAAGAGCGAGGUGCCCCUGAAUCAUAAUGGCACAGGUUUGCAUGCAGCGGCUCUGCACGCCGCCGCGCACGGCGCUCUGGGCUCUGCUGCUCUGCACACAGGCCGCUUUGGGCUUCUCGCUCACGGGACAGCAGACAACCUGCGAGGCCAACGGCAGCAUUUACUACGUGGGAGAGUGGUACUUCCUGGACUCGGAUCACUGCACGCAGUGCGAGUGCACCAGUGAGGGCUCCGUGUGCGCCCGCACCGAAUGCACGUCCCUCCCGGCCGCCUGCAUCCAUGUGAGCCACUACCCCACCGACUGCUGCCCCAGGUGCGAGAAGAUCGGCUGUGAGUACCGGGGGGUGGUGUACGAGCUGGGAGAAAACUUCCAGCCAUCUGAAUGUGAGCAGUGCACCUGCGACAGCGAUGGCAACGCCCUCUGUCUCGUGGCAGACUGUGCCCCUCCACCCUGUGUCAAUCCUGUGUACCAGCCUGGGAAAUGCUGCCCGGAAUGCAAGGAGGGUCCCAACUGUUAUACUGAUGCUUCCCGCAGCCAAGUGAUACCUGCAGGAGAGCCUGUGUGGGUGGACUCCUGCACCAAGUGUCGCUGUCAUGAUGGCCAGGACGCCGGCUACUGGGAGGGAAAUCGCCUUGCCACUUGUUCCCGCAUGAAAAACUGCACACCUCAGCAUCCGCCCACCCCAAUUCAGUGAUUCUUCAUGCAACCACCAUAUAUUUAAAAAUAUGUGAUCUUCAGAGUUUAGGUAUUUUAUUACUGAAGAUGUCAUCAGUCCAUCCCAGGCAUGAGAAUCUGUAAAUGAAAUAGGGGUAACUCACCAACACUUGAAUGUAACAAAAAAAAGUCAAUAAAAUUUGGAACCAUCUAUGAAACGAUGCGACUUCAUCCCACAACUCUGUUCACUGACGUAGCAACUUUAUCUCAAAACACGGGGAUUAAAAAUUGGACAGAAAUUGUACUUUGUACAUCUACUUUUUAAAUCUAGGUCCAUUUAUUUUAUAUUUUUGCAUUUUUAAAAAUGUUGCUUAGAUGUUGAGAAUGUUUUUAAAAAGAAACAGGAAAAAGAGUGAGCGCUUUAGGAUCUCUUAGUUCCAAAAUACCCAGAACAUUAUGCAUAGAUUUAAGCGCUAUAAUAAACAACUGAUAAAUAAGAUAACUAGUGACAGACUUGUCACAACCUAAUGCAGUUUACACAUCAUGCACAGCUGUGAUGAACAGUAAAUAGGAAACACUUAAUGAAAGUAUAAUAUUAAGAUUUGUUGGCAUGAUAUUUAAAUGCUAUUUUACAUGUAUGCUGCUUGGACACGCACACUAUGUAGGAGGUAGUAUUAAUUCUUCAGUGCUAAGAUACAGCAAAUAUACAGUUUUCAGUGACUCGUCAGAAUCAAAGUCUUUAGUUUAUUUUAACAUAAAGAUGUUGCAUUGUUUUAAAUUUUGCAAGACUUACUCCAGGAACUCGUUACCUUAAUUACAAUGUGUAUCUGAAAUAAAACCAAACAUGCUCUUAGCUUUUUAGCUAUGUUGACCUAAUAAAAAAAAAAUCUGAAACCUACUCCAUUGUUGUGAAAAAAAUGAAUAACACUCAACCAAGUUCGUGUUUUUCAACCUUAUUGUCAAGAAUGUAACUGGAACAAACAAUGAUUGAAAUGUGUAUGAAACCUGCUUCUAGUACUGGGAUCAGUUGUCUGUUGGGUAAACUGUUUCCUGAUGCAACGUUUUUCUCUCAUUACACCUCAGUACAUUGGUUUUACACUGUAAGUCAAAAUAAACUACUAGGUUUGUUUUUUC